This is a messenger RNA of Culex pipiens pallens (northern house mosquito), 498 nucleotides long. RefSeq lists its product as uncharacterized. Lineage: Eukaryota; Metazoa; Arthropoda; Insecta; Diptera; Culicidae. The record is from RefSeq and is a predicted model, not a curated record. The transcript has 3 exons. The coding region runs from base 82 to 462 and encodes 126 amino acids.
AGUGUGCAGUUCAGUUAUCAAUUGAACGUGUUUGAAGAAGUGGGAUUUGCUGUUUUUUCCGGUAGAAAAAUAGUUUUGACGAUGAAAAUUUUACUCGGAAUAUUUUUGGUUGCAGCCGGAGUGUCAUUUGUGGCCGCAGCUUGCCAGCUAGGCUUGGGUCAAAGUGAAAGUGGUGAAACCCUGCUCCACACGUUGCACAUUUCCCGCGAGCCGGUUCAGCAGCCGAUGAACAUGUCGCUGCUGUUUGACUACAUGGUCAGUCCGGUAGACGUUUACCUGCAGAUUACGCGCGUCCAAAUCAAUACGACUUCCGUGGGCGUUGAUGAUCCGCGCUGUGAAGCAUCUUGGCCGUUUACUCCAGCCCUACCGCAAGGUUUUCAUGUAACAAUUACAAGUCUGCAACCAGUCCUGCAGAUGUCGGGCACGGCAGAGGUUUACGGAAUCAGACGAGUUACCGGGUGAAGAAUUGAAUAAAUAAAGAUUGCGAUUUUAUGACGA